Triticum dicoccoides is the source of this 783-nucleotide messenger RNA. RefSeq names its product GDSL esterase/lipase At1g28640-like. The coding region runs from base 1 to 783 and encodes 260 amino acids. The record is from RefSeq and is a predicted model, not a curated record. Lineage: Eukaryota; Viridiplantae; Streptophyta; Magnoliopsida; Poales; Poaceae. Gene Ontology annotation, molecular function: hydrolase activity, acting on ester bonds. The transcript is spliced from 4 exons.
AUGGCCAUGAUCGGCGGCACCGCGCGCGACUACAGCGGCACCAGCAUGUUCACCGGCUACGGCGUGCACCUCGACGGCUCCAUGGACAGCCAGAUGGAGGCUCUCCGCCGACUACUGCCUUGCAUCUGCGGGACACGGCAGAGUUGCAAGGAGUAUUUGGCCAAGUCCCUGUUUGUGUUUCAGCUGGGGGAGAACGACUACAAAAUCCAGCUGGUGAAUGGGUCCACGCUACACGAGGCAAGAAAGAGCAUACCCAGCAUAGUCAACACCAUCACAUCCGGCGUAGAGAAAUUAAUCACUCUCGGCGCAGUUGACAUCAUGGUGUCGAAUGUUGCUCCGAUGGGGUGCUACCCGCUAUACCUGAACUUCUUCGAGAGCUCCGACAAGGGUGACUACGACGAGUACGGGUGCCUGAGAAACCACAACGCCUUGUUUGAUAGGCACAACUCUUUCCUCAAGAACGGGCUCAGAAAGCUUCAAAAGAAGCAUCAACACACAAGGAUCAUGCAUGCCGACCUCGCGAGCCAGAUCUACCAAAUGGUACAGGAUCCCAAAAAGUUUGGCUUUGGGAUUGGGACCAUACUUAUGGGAUGUUGCGGAAAGGCCAAUGCGCCAAAUGGAUUUGAUCUGCUCGCAAUGUGUGGGAUGGAUGGCUCCAGCGUCUGCCAUGACCCGGGGAGCCACCUAACCUGGGACGGUAUGCACCUUAGCGACGCUGCCAACAAACAUAUCGCCGAGGGUUGGCUAAGUGGCACGUACUGCCGCCCACCGAUUCUGUGGUGA